AUGUUAGUCACUGAGACCAACGAUUCCGGUGUUGAAGUCACUUACCACGACACAGACCUUAACAGCUACAACACCAGCUCACCAGCCAGUUUUACCCCAGGUCCAACAAAACCAUUACACCUCCGACUCAAUCUCGAUACCACUCUACCUCCUGAAAGUAGGGUAUCCCCAUUCUUCCAAACUUUACCCGAAGUCAACGCACCCUACAGUGUGACUAUAGAUGCUGACACCUUACAGGCGGAAUAUCGAUACGCUAUCGAGAGGGAUCCAGAGUUAUCAAAUGUAAAUUUCACGUCUGCCAUUUUUAACAGUGACAUCAAAUUGGAUAUCUCUUCACCUUCUACAACGUUCAAUCAAGGUAGAAUUCGUGGAUCUGCAAUGACAAGUGAGGUUCCCUACUUCCAGGUUGUACGAUCUAUCAAUAUCGCCGAUCUCGUAAAAAAAUAA
Molecule: messenger RNA, 447 nt
Organism: Kwoniella mangroviensis CBS 8507
Lineage: Eukaryota; Fungi; Basidiomycota; Tremellomycetes; Tremellales; Cryptococcaceae
Exons: 1
Coding region: 1-447 (148 amino acids)
Source: RefSeq, a predicted model, not a curated record